AUGAGUAAUCCCGCCUCGAACUCGCAAACCCCGCCGAUCGCCGCUUCCUCGUCUACGACCGCGAACAACUCCUCUACAGGAUCGUCCGCCACCGUGGCCGCCGGUUCGGCUCAACCCACUGCCCGCAGCUCCUACGCCAACGCGACCAAGCCCACGAUCGUGUCUAGCGCAGCGCCGCCCGUGGCAGUGGGAGGUCCACAGAGCGCGCAGCAUGGAAAGAGCUCCUCUGUAUCCCCGGUGAAUGGCAACGGUGCCAUCAAGCCUGCUAUUCCCGCUAUGCCCACCAUCGUGAGUGGCGGCCCUAACGGCAGCGCCCACGAGCGCAAGUCGUCCGUCCAGAUCAAGCAGACCCCGCCUGUUGCGACUGCAGGUGGCCCGCCCUCUGGCAUUAAGUUCGGCUCGCUCGCUGGCUCACCAGCGCCUGCCCACGCCUCGCCUGUAGUCCAGGGAAGCCUGAACCCGGCGCAGGUGCAGAACCCGCGCGUUGCCUCGCCUGCUCACUCACCUUCACCCAUUCCCACGCCCAUCUCCGGAGGCCCCAAGCCUGACGGACUGCCGACUCGACCAAACUUGGUCUUCGGUGGCCAGGGCGGUGAAAGCACUGAGCCUAACGCGCGCCCUGCUAUGCCCCCUCAACCCAACUCCCACUCCCUCCCGCAAGCCCAACACUUGCGUCGCGAGUCUUCUCAGUCCGCGCACAGCGACAUGAGCAACGCAAACAUGGGCCGCGGAGGCUCAUUUGCCAACCGAGGCGGUCGCGGUGGAUACACCCAGGGCCACUUCAAUCCGCAGAUGGCAAACUACUCGCCACAGCCACACCGCGCCAUGCCUCAGAUGGGUCGCGGUGGUCAAGCCCCGCCGUUCCACCCUCAGGGUCAGAUGCCGCAGCGCUCUCCCUACACUCAGAACCGUAGCCCCGCUAUUACCCCCGCUACGAUGCACCAGCAGCAGCAUCUUGCCAACCCUGGUAUGCCAUUCUACCCGGGGCAGCAGUAUCCUCCACAGGCUAUGUACGGCGGCAUGCCUCAACCAGGCUUAGAUCCCUACAACAACUUCUACCCGCAGAACUACGGACUACAGCAGUCGAUCCACUACCCAGGUGUCCCUGCUAGCCCUGGCCGUGGCUACCCUCCCCAGAUGCAGUCACCCUACGGAGUUGCUCCCUACGGUCAUCAGCCACAGGCCCAGAGCAUGUCACGCACUCCUUCCAACAUGUCGGAGCGGCCAUCAUCUGCUGUUCCUCAGCCUUCCACACCGGCCAUGACUAACGUCAACCAUAUCUCGCACACGCACACCCCGAGCAUGACGUCAGCAAGCCCAGCGCCCAGCUCCACCUUCGAGCGCCCGAAGCGGGCAAGCAAGGCUAUCACUAUCAAGACUGUUGAUGGUGAAGUUGUCGACUUCAAGCCCAAGGGUGCUUCACCUGCACCGCCUGCUGUCGCAUCCUCUGUACCUGCAGCUCCUCGGUCUCCCGCUAUUGCUGCUACACCAACCCCGCCGCGCGCGCCAAGCGCCACCGACGCUACGAAGGCUGAUGGCGAAUCUAAGAAGGCUGAGUUUGUCAAGCAAUUCCAGGAGAAGCUCCGUCUCCAAGAAGAGGCCGAGAAGAAGGCAAGGGAAGCUACUGAGGAAGAGGCCAAGGCCGAAGCCAACGCAAAGCUUGCUGCUAAGGAAGAGGCAGACGCUAAAGCUGCUGCUGAAGCCAAGGAGAAGGAGGAUGCUGAAGCUGCCAAGAAGGCUGAGACUGACGCGGCCGAGAAGAAGCGCCUCGAAGAUGAAGAGAUGGAGCGCAUGAUUGCUGAGAUGGAGGAGGAAGAGAAGAAGCGCGAAGAGGAUGAGAAGCGUUACGCGGAAGAGAAGAAGAAGAAGGCCGAGGCUGAGAAGGCCAACGCUGCUGAGAAGGUCAAGCAGGAAGAGGAGCGUCUGCGCAAGCUGGAGCGGGAAGCCGAAGAGGCUGAAGCUGCUCGCGCAGCAGAGACUCCCGAGCAAAAGGCCGAACGCGAGGCCAAGGACAAGGCUCUCUUCGCAGGCCUGAAGAAGAACACCAUGUUUGGUCCUGGUGCUUCUCAGACCGAGGAGGCAAACCCAGUCGAGGCUACUGCUCCUGUCGUUGCACCCGCACCAUCAAAGACUCCCACUGGUACCAAGCCCAAGCCAGCCGCUCUUAAGCUCGAGACCAACAAGUCCGUUGAGCCCGCGCAGCCAACUGCUGGUAUGCAGGCGCUCAAGACCGCACGUUUCCUCGAGGUUCGUGCUGAGGUUCAGUACCCUCAGGGUGUUGCUAGCCCCAACCCCGCUCUUAACAACAGCAACAGGAGCAAGGGACGCCAGUACGACAAGGACUUCCUCUUGCAAUUCCAAGAUGUCUUCAAGGAGAAGCCUUCGGUUGACUGGGACAUGAAACUCAAGGAGACUGUCGGUGACGAGCCUCAAUCAGCUCGCGGCCCCCCGUCUGCUCGAGUCGGUUCUAUGGGUCCCCGUCAAGGAUCUCGCGGAGGUGCUGCCGGCGGCGGCAUGGGCAAUUUUGGAGCACCUGGUUCGUUCCCGCCAGGAGGGCGCACACUCCCGCCAGGUACGACAUCCGAAGAGCGCUUCAAGCAAGCCCAAGCUGGACGUAGCUCCUCUAUGACGAACCCCCUUGCUCAUGUCGUUCUAGGUGGAGGUCGUGGCGGUUUCCCUAUGGGUGGCGCUCCUGCUAUGGGAGGACGCAACAACUCCUACCAGAGCGCCCACCGCGUACCCGAUUCUCCUCGCGUUGGCAGCUCUCGUGGUAAGGGCGCCGGCGGCAGCCAUCGCGGUCGCGGCGGCCAGGGCGGCGGUCAGGACGCCAAGGCAAUGCCACUGACCGCUGGUAAGGAAAUCGAGGGACUUAAGCGUUCGCAGACUGGUUGGGUACCUACUUCGCUCACUCAGCCUCAGGCUGUCCAGGCUCAAAUGAGUGCAGGCCACUUGGCUCCCGAUAUGGUACAGCGUAAGGUCAAGGCUGCUCUCAACAAGAUGACACCCGACAAGUUUGACAAGAUUUCCGACCAAAUCCUCGAGAUCGCUGGACAGUCCAAGGACGAGACUGAUGGACGCACCCUUCGCCAGGUCAUUCAGCUCACUUUCGAGAAGGCUUGCGACGAGUCUCAUUGGUCUUCUAUGUACGCCAAGUUUUGUAGCCGCAUGUUGCAGACUAUGAGCACCGAGAUCAAAGACGAGAACGUCCGCGACAAGCAUGGCAACCCCGUCGUUGGUGGCGCUCUCUUCCGCAAGUACCUCCUGAACCGUUGUCAGGAAGAGUUCGAGCGUGGUUGGGAGGUCAACCUGCCCGAGGCGCCAGAGGGCGAGAAGGAAGCCAAGCUUCUGUCAGACGAGUACUACAUCGCCGCUGCUGCCAAGCGUAAGGGUCUCGGUCUUAUUCAGUUCAUCGGAGAGCUGUACAAGCUGGGCAUGUUGACCCUCCGUAUCAUGCACGAGUGUGUGCUCAAGCUUCUCGACUUUGAGGGCCUUCCCGAUGAGGCUGCUAUUGAGUCUUUGGUCAAGCUCCUCCGCACUGUUGGAGCCACGAUGGAGUCAGCUGAGGCUGGUCCCAAGAUGAUCAACAUGUACUUCGAGCGCAUCGAGAAGGUCAUGAACAUGGAGGGUCUUCCGUCGCGUAUGCACUUCAUGUUGCUCGACACCGUCGACAUGCGCAAGGCUGGCUGGAAGUCCAAGGACAUUCUCAAGGGUCCCAAGACCAUUGCAGAGAUCCAUCAAGAAGCCAUGGCGGCUCAGCAGGCCGCCGAGAUGGAGCGUACACGAUCAAACCAGCGCGGUGGUGGUGGUCGUCUUCCCAUGGGUCGCGGCGACGCUCGCUCGUUCUCAGGUGGUGGCAUGCAGCCUCCUCCAGACACUGGCAGCCGUGUACAGAUGGACGACCUCCGCAAGCUCUCCAAGGGUGCUUCUGGACGCAACCUCAACAACCAGUCCCUUGGCCCGUCCAUGCUCGGUAGCCGCAGUGGUAGCGGCCGUCGCGGUCUUGGCCCCGGCAUGAUGGGCGGUCGUGAAGACUCCAACGCCUCCUCGCGCACUGGCACACCACCAGUCAAGAAGCAGGAAACUGCCCACGCGAACGCUUUCGAUGCGCUUGCAGCUCUUAGCAACGAAGACGCCGGCGAGGCUGGCUCUGCAUCCAACGCGGCAGACGAAUCUGCAGCCGACACGGAGGCCAAGCCUUCCGAGUGA
Alternaria postmessia is the source of this 4206-nucleotide messenger RNA. RefSeq lists its product as uncharacterized. The record is from RefSeq and is a predicted model, not a curated record. NCBI's taxonomy places the organism in Eukaryota, Fungi, Ascomycota, Dothideomycetes, Pleosporales, Pleosporaceae. Gene Ontology annotation, cellular component: eukaryotic translation initiation factor 4F complex. Gene Ontology annotation, molecular function: translation initiation factor activity; protein binding; mRNA binding. The coding region runs from base 1 to 4206 and encodes 1401 amino acids. The transcript has 3 exons.